AUGGUUACCCCCACAUCGCUAGAAGUCCUCAAUCUGCAACAGAACCGUUUGGAGGCAAUUUCUCCUCAGUUUUUAUCGUCGUUGCCUCAAUUAACCACUUUGAAUGUUUCCCGUAACUGUCUCAACCAACUGCCGGAAUACGUUUGUCUGUGUCCCUCAUUAAAGGAGCUCAAUGUUGCAUCGAAUCAUCUUAAUUCUUUACCUAUGGCGGGAAAUAUGCCGAGAAUUGGUCGAGCUUCUCGCAGUGUACAACCCUCCACGCCUACUAGUCCGAUAGCAGGCUCAGAUGCUGUCGCAAUCAGUGAUGGCGUAGAAGAGCCUACUAAUGUUAUCACAAAGCCGCUAAUUCGACAGAAUAUCUGGCAGUCAGGAAUAAACUUAUCAAAGAAGUCUCCUUGCAGUUAUCGCAACGCCACAGGGGGAGGCGUCAAUAAAGCGCUGGAGGAGGCCCUAGCAAAGGGCCUCGGUUCGAUGUCGGAGGCGGAUGAAAAAAUCGCCAGAGCCCUCGGCCCGGAGGUCAGCUUCGGCGGCCUCCGGGUCGCUGAAAGCUGUGUUGGCGCCGCGCCACCCUCCGAAUGCUCCAACCCCAGAGCAUCGCAGGAAUUGCUUCAACAGCUGUCCACGUUUGAGAGCGACAGUGAUACCGAUCGUGAGGAAAUACCAAGAAAAAGGGGCCGUAAGCCUAGAGUUCGCGAGAAGUUCCUAGAGGAGCAAACUAGAUACAUUAGGCAAGGAGGCUGUACCUCGAAAAAAAAAUAUGCGAUGCUCACUAAAGUGGACUCCCUCCUCGACAAGAUCCAGAUCACUGUAUUUAUACAACCCAAUAAUGGAGCUGUACACACCGCAGGACAAAGGACGACAAAAACCGAUCCUAAUAUAGAAGAGUCUCUUCUUUUAUCGCGAUUCUGA
Cylicocyclus nassatus is the source of this 909-nucleotide messenger RNA. The record is from the annotation of a GenBank genome assembly. NCBI's taxonomy places the organism in Eukaryota, Metazoa, Nematoda, Chromadorea, Rhabditida, Strongylidae.